CACAAAAAUGGUUCGUCUACGUUUGUCGUCGCCGCCCCGGCACCCCGAAUUGAAGCGUGCUGAGCUUCCCCCUCACAAAACGGUAAUUGAAGAGUACACCGAAUUGAAGCCUGCUGAGCUUCCCCCUCAAAAAACGGUAAUUGAAACGUUCUCGUACACCACCGAAUCUAAGAAAAUACCCCCGACUGAAGAGGUGUUGCGGAAUAUCUUCAAAAAAUUCGACGCUAAUCGCGACGGCCGUCUCAGCAAGGAAGAGCUAACGGACGCUUUCCGAUACCUCGGCUCUAGGACGCCCGGCUGGAGAGCCGGCCGUGCCCUCCGACAUGUUGAUGCCAACGGAGACGGAUUCGUCAGCGAGGAGGAGCUGAGCGAGUUAGUGAAAUACGCUAAGAAAUAUGGAUAUUCCGUUUAGCAAAUAAUACUUAAUUAUAUAAUAGUAUAUAGUGUCAGCUGAUAUAUCAUGCUAAUUACUGCUCCUUUUGCGCAAGAUCGAGGAUGCAGUGCUUGUAUGUGUGCGUUAGUUUUGUUACAUAUAAAAGAGGAUGUUG
This is a messenger RNA of Corylus avellana, 548 nucleotides long. Its product is annotated as calmodulin-like protein 12. Gene Ontology annotation, molecular function: calcium ion binding. The record is from RefSeq and is a predicted model, not a curated record. Lineage: Eukaryota; Viridiplantae; Streptophyta; Magnoliopsida; Fagales; Betulaceae.